AUGCAGUGCACGACGGUGCCCACGCACGAUGAAUAUUCAUAUUGGUUGCGUUUUCGCCGCCGUCUUCCACUCCUCCCCUCCUCUCCCCUCCCCUCCCUCUCUCUGUCCCCUAUCCCCGCCGUCAACAGCCAGCGUGGCGCUAUGGAGGCAUCCCGGAAGAGGCUGUCAUUUUUACAGUGUUUCUCCCAAACUCCAUCAGAAAUCGUUUGCGUUAUAAUAGUUUCUGUGUCGCUCGCUGCAGCCGCUGACUCAAUGGCAGAUAAAACUCAGAUACCGAGCAGAGACCGCGCUCUGAAAGGAAGAGAGGAGAAAAUGGCCGUGGCAGUCAAGCAUGCAGUUAAUGGGAAUCCCACUGUGGAGCCUUUUCCAGAAGGCAUGGAGACCAUCAUGUUUGGUUUGGGCUGCUUCUGGGGAGCUGAGAAACUUUUCUGGAAGCUUCCAGGAGUCUUCUCUACGCAGGUGGGCUACGCUGGUGGCUUCACACCCAACCCGUAUUAUGAGGAGGUCUGCUCAGGUCUGACUGGUCACACUGAGGUGGUGAGGGUGGUCUUCUCCCCUAAAGACAUCACCCUUGAGGAGCUGCUCAGGUGCUUUUGGGAAAACCACAAUCCAACACAAGGUAUGAGACAGCACAACGACCGUGGUACUCAGUAUCGUUCAGCCAUUUACACAUCCAGCCCCACUCAACAGGAGCUUGCAUUGAAGAGCAAAGUGGCCUUCCAGCAGGAGCUGGAUAAAAAAGGCUAUGGUAACAUCACUACAGAGAUACUGGAGGAGAAGACGUUUUACUAUGCUGAGGACUAUCACCAGCAGUACCUGAAGAAGAAACCUAAAGGCUAUUGUGGCCUCAAAGGCACCGGAGUCUCUUGCCCCAUUGGAGCCGGGAAGGAUGAGCUGUGAAGGAUGUGCGGUGAGACACAAAUGGAUGAGGAUUUUUUUUAAAGCUAAUACAUCAUCACUUAUCUUUAAUCUUAAUAUUGGUCGUAAUCAGAAUCAGAAUCAUUUUUAAAAGUAUUUGAUACACUGGUAAAAUUGCUAGUCAGAUUGCAGAUAUUUUACUAUAACUUUUAUGUUUGUCAGUUAUGGAGAAUGAAUGUAGUGUCAGAAUCAGCUUUAUUGGCUGCUUGUGUACAUGUAAAAGGAAUUUGACUCCGGUUUGUUGUUGUUCUCAAUGUACACACAAAGAAAUAGAUACCGCUAAAAGGACAUCUGGCUGGACAAAGAUAAAAUAUUAACAUUUGACCACUAUGUACAGAUAAAUGAGUGAACAACAGUUAUCAUCUCAUUAUAAUACAGGGAAACCUUUAGUCCUGACAUUCAUGUGGAUGCUACUAGACACUCUACCCACUCAAACACAGUUUCAGACCAAGUACACACUGUCAUGGCAACAGCACUCCCCAGUAGCAGUGGUCACCCCUCAGCAGGACAGUGUGCCAUACCACACUACAAAAACUGCUCAGGAAUAGUCAGCAAAACAUGCCAAAGAGCUCAAGAUGUCAGCCUUGCAAUAUAUGUGCAAUAGAUUGCAUAUGCAGUUUGGAUUAUGUGCAUUUUAUGGGUGAUUUGAGACAGCUAGUGCUGUUUUUUUCAUACGUGAUUCAUUUUAUUGUGGCUGUGAAGCAUGAAGGGGCGCAGCCUCUGAGUCCAAGACAAAUUUAUCCACCAGGACAAUAAAGUGUAUCGCAUCACAUCACAUUGCACUGCAUUGUAUGGCAUCGCAUCGUGUUGACUUGGUCUCCACUUUCGCUAAAUCCCAAUCCAGUUGAGCAUCCAUGGGACGUCCCGGUGCCUCGAAGGGGUCCUGUACCCCAGAGGUCCUGUACUGUGUGGCACCAGGGCGUUGGUAGCAGAUCCUUGAGUCCUAUUAUGUGAGGUGGGGUAGCAGCACGUCCCAUGGAUACUCAAUCAGAUUGGGACUUUGGGAAUUUGAAACCCAGGUCUACACCUUGAGUUCUUUGUCUCUUUCCCCAAGUCAUUCCUGAGCAGUUUUCGCGUUGUGGUACGGGUGCGUUGUCCUGCUAGUAGAUGAUUGCUGUUUCCUUGAGGUCAAAACUCUGGGGCCCAAAAAAAACAGGCCCGUCCUUGAUGAACCCGUACAGUUUCUGUCCAAGCCUGAUCCGAGCCCAAACCAUGGCAGUAAUUCUGGGCACGAGCCCAAAUAAAAACCUUAAUUUCAACUGUAAAAGCCAAGGGCUGAUGCGUUUCCUUGCACCACUUUGUAAUAAAUGUUUUAACAUAUAUAUAUAUAUAUAUAUAUAACAUAUAUGAUAUAUUUUGGAUCCCCCCUCAGUUGCUCUACCAUUUUUACCCUGUUAAAGGGUUGUUGUUUUUUCUCUGUGAGGGUCAGAGGGAUUUCAUAAAGCCCUCAAAGGCUAAUUGUGAUUUGUGAUAUUGGGCUUUAUGAAGAUAAUUGAACUGAAUUUCUUUUACAGUUGUAAUUCAAAUUUUAAACUUUAAUAGUUUUUAAACAGGGGGUUUCUUUGCACCACAUGGGGGGUGCAUAUAAAACAACAAAAAUUGUUAACAGCAAGACAAUCUUCUGCACUGUCAGACAGCUUUUCUGUAUAGCAUCUGUCAAACACAAAGGCUAUUAAAACUGCUUUACGUAAGACUUGUUGUAGUGCAGGUGUAGCAGUGUGUUGGACUGCAGAAGCAGGCAGCUGCCACAAGGUGGCGUUGUUCCUCAAAGAACACAGUAGAGCCUUAGCAGAAUGUUUGUAUUGAAUUGCUUUUAAUGUGACAUAUUAUAGCUGAGAAACCAUGUGAAUACUUUGUCUUCCAAAAUAGGUUGAUUUUAUUCCAAUCAAAGUUGAUAUUUGUGCAAUCCAGCAGUCUUUUAUCAUCCACCUCAAAGCCAGAACACAGUGACAGUGUUCACACUUCACUGUCAGAGUAACAAUUCAUAAAAUGUCUUAAAUGCAGAUUUUUAUAUGACAAGUAGCUUUGUAAAAGGCAAACACAAUAAUGCCAACUCUUACCAUUUUCAUUUUACUAUCAAUAUCUGAUGUCAAAUAAUCAACGUCAGUUGAGACAAACUGCCUUUUAUUCCUUGAAUGUAUCGCUUCAGAACUAAUAAAAUCUACCUCAUCCAA
This is a messenger RNA of Plectropomus leopardus (leopard coralgrouper), 3092 nucleotides long. RefSeq names its product methionine sulfoxide reductase Ab (gene msrab). The record is from RefSeq and is a predicted model, not a curated record. Lineage: Eukaryota; Metazoa; Chordata; Actinopteri; Perciformes; Serranidae. Gene Ontology annotation, biological process: cellular response to oxidative stress. Gene Ontology annotation, cellular component: cytoplasm. Gene Ontology annotation, molecular function: peptide-methionine (S)-S-oxide reductase activity.